Racocetra persica is the source of this 240-nucleotide messenger RNA. The record is from the annotation of a GenBank genome assembly. NCBI's taxonomy places the organism in Eukaryota, Fungi, Glomeromycota, Glomeromycetes, Diversisporales, Gigasporaceae.
CCAGUGGAAAGAGUAGUCGAGCGAGUCAUUAGCCGACCUAUUACUGAAAAUAUUGUGGCUCCUUAUAUAAUUCGCGAAACUGAAGCAGAAAGGGAAACUCGAACCCUCAGCAGCGAGAUUUCCGGGCUUCGUCUAGAUAUGAAUAAUUUCCAAACUAAUAUGUCAGAAUUACUAGAAAGAAGGUCAGAAGUGGGCACGACUAUUUUCGAAGAACAGCAACAGCAAUUAGAGACGCAAAUG